Messenger RNA from Mauremys reevesii (Reeves's turtle), 2115 nucleotides. RefSeq names its product acetylserotonin O-methyltransferase like (gene ASMTL). Lineage: Eukaryota; Metazoa; Chordata; Testudines; Geoemydidae. Bases 62 to 1963 code for a protein of 633 amino acids. The transcript has 14 exons. The record is from RefSeq and is a predicted model, not a curated record. Gene Ontology annotation, molecular function: O-methyltransferase activity; nucleoside triphosphate diphosphatase activity.
GCUCGUCGAGCCUCAGUGCCGUGCGGGGGAGAUCCCGGGCCUUCCCGCAGCCGCCGCGGCCAUGGUGCUGAAGCCGGUGAUCGGGAAGCUGGUCAGCAAGAGGGUGGUGCUGGCCAGCGCCUCCCCCCGCCGGCAGGAGAUCCUCACCAACGUGGGUCUCCGAUUUGAGGUGGUUCCAUCCUGGUUUAAAGAGACCCUUGAGAAGUCAUCUUUUGCAGCCCCUUACGAGUAUGCCAUAGAAACAGCAAAGCAGAAGGCACUUGAAGUGGCAAAUAGAAUGCAUCUAAAACACCUUAGAACUCCAGAUAUUGUUAUAGGAGCAGACACUAUUGUGAGUGUCGGAAAACAGAUUCUGGAGAAACCGGUUGAUAAACAAGAUGCAUAUAAGAUGCUGUCAAGGUUGAGUGGGAAGGAGCACAGUGUCUUUACGGGAGUGGCCAUUGUUCACUGUAGCAGUAAAGAUAAUCGUCUGGAGACUGAAGUCACUGAUUUCUAUGAAGAGACAAAAGUUAAAUUUGCUGAACUGUCUGAGGAGCUUUUAUGGGAAUAUAUUCACAGUGGAGAACCAAUGGACAAAGCUGGUGGUUAUGGAAUCCAGGCCCUUGGUGGAAUGUUAGUAGAAUAUGUUCAUGGAGACUUCUUGAAUGUGGUGGGCUUUCCUCUGAAUCACUUCUGCAGAAAGUUAGCGGAGUUGUAUUAUCCACCCCUCAAACAUACUAUACAGCAUGUCAAGCAUGACUCUAUCCCCUCCGUCGAGACUUUUGAGAACCUCAGUGACGGAGAGAGUGACUCUUCAAAUCCCAUGCAGCAUAAAAGUGCUAACACAUUAGAGAGGAAUGGGGUGCCCCUCUCAGGAGCCGUUCAUACUCCAGUAAACAGUGGUAGCAUCAAGCCUGUUUCUACAGUGGCUGUGGAAAAUCAGAGUGGAGUGAGGGAAUAUCCAACUAAAUUCCCAUCAAAAAUUGUAGAACUUACAGAUGGCUUCAGAGCUUCAAAGGCUUUGUUUGUGGCCUCUAAACUGAAAGUGUUUGAUCUUCUGAAAGAUAAAUGUAUACUGAAGGCUGUGGAUGUUGCCAAUAAGAUAGAAACCUCUGUGUGUGGAACAGAAAGACUGCUCGAUGCUUGUGCUUCUCUUGGAUUGCUGGAGAAAACCCAUCAAGGUUACAGUAAUACAGAUUCAGCUAACACAUAUCUGGUGUCAGACAGAGAAUAUUCACUUCAUGGCUACAUUAUCCACUCUAAUGACCGUCUUUGGCAUCUCUUUACACACCUGGAGGCUGCUGUCAAAGAGGGGACCAUGCAGACACAUCGGGCUUUUGGAAAGGAAACAGAGGACUUGUUUCAGGAUUCCUGUUGUCACAGUGUGGAGGCAAAGCGGCGCUUCAUGACUGCCAUGCAUAGCAUUGCCAAAUUGACAGCAAGAGAUGUGGCAACAGCUUUUGAUCUUUCACCAUUUAGAUCUGUCUGUGAUUUGGGAGGUUGCACUGGAGUUCUGGCCCAUGAGCUAGUACAAAAAUACCCAAACCUAAACGUAACUGUAUUUGACCUUCCAGACGUCAUUGCAAAUGUCUCUUGCUUUCAGCCUUCAGGACAGCACAUAACUCCAGUGAUGUUCAUAGCAGGUGACUUCUUCAAAGAUAAUCUUCCAGAAGCAGAUCUUUACAUCCUUUCGCUAAUUCUACAUGACUUGAAUGAUGAAAAGAUUCACAUAUUGUUAAGCAAAAUAUCAGCUAUUUGCAAACCAGGAAGUGCCUUGCUACUGGCAGAAAUUGUGCUUGAUGAAGAGAAGACACGCCCUCCUAGAGCAGUAUUACAGUCUCUCAGUAUGACUGAAGGAAAGCAGAGAAAUGGCUCAGAGUAUAAGCAACUACUGGAGAAAUAUGGAUUCACCAAUGUGCAAAUUAAAAUUACAGGAAACAUUUUAGAUGCGAUUUUGGGCUUUAAGAAAACUUCUGCCCAUUAGUUUGCACUGCAAGUUGUGGCAUUUUGCGGGCUGAAAUGGUGUUGGAUGAUGAGAAGAAAAGAAGGAGCACAGGUUUACUGCAGUCCUUGAACAUGCUUGUCCAGAAAGAGGGAAAGGAGAGGAAUGGCUCCAAAUAUAGAUGUUUACUGGAC